CCACGGUCCAAUCGGGUUUCCGAGGAGAGCCCAUCGAGACCCCCGCAAAGUGAAGACGUACGCGCGGCAGCCACCACACACUCCAACCCCACCGUGCGUAUUAUCAAUUACUGUUAUUAAUUUGCGAACGCUGAGCCAUCUCGUCUGCCAGCAUGUCUGUAGCGGGCCUCAAGAAGCAAUUCCACAAAGCCACUCAGAAAGUGAGUGAGAAAGUGGGCGGAGCCGAGGGAACCAAGCUCGAUGAGGACUUCACCGAAAUGGAAAAGAAGGUGGACACAACCACCCGGGCGGUCAUCGAUAUCAUGACCAAGACGACCGAGUAUCUGCAGCCCAAUCCAGCCACCAGAGCCAAGAUGAGCAUGAUGAACUCCAUGUCACGCAUGCGUGGUCAGGAGAAGGGACCCGGAUACACCCAGACAGAAGCCAUCCUGGGAGAGUCCAUGCAGCGCUUCGGUCGCGAGCUCGGCGAGGAAUCCAAUUUCGGCCUGGCUCUGAUCGACGCCGGGGAGUGCAUGCGUGAGCUGGCAGAGGUUAAGGACGCCCUGGACAUGGAAGUCAAGCAGAACUUCAUCGACCCGCUGCAGAACCUUCACGAGAAAGACCUCAAGGAGAUCCAGCAUCACCUGAAGAAGAUGGAAGGCCGGCGUCUGGACUUUGACUACAAGAAGAAGAGGCAGGGCAAAGUGACAGACGAAGAGCUCAAGCAAGCGCUGGAGAAGUUCGACGAGUCCAAGGACAUCGCCGAGCUCAGUAUGUUCAACCUGCUGGAGAGCGAUAUCGAGCAAGUGAGCCAGCUGGCGGCGUUGGUCCACGCUCAGGUGGAAUAUCACAGCCGGGCGGCCGAGAUCCUCACGCAGCUGUGCAGCAAGAUUGACGAACGGAUAAAGGAUUGUUCCCACAAGCCCCGGAAAGAGUACACCCCCAAGCCUCGCACCACUCUGGACUUCUCCUCCAUCAGUGAGAACCACAACGGAGGCAUACACAGUGCUCGUUCUCCGGGGGCGAGGUCGCCAGCCCGGUCUCCAGCAAGAUCUCCAGCUCGGUCACCAGCCCCCAUGGACCAGCCAUGCUGCCGCGCCCUCUACGACUUUGACCCGGAGAACGAAGGCGAGCUGGGCUUCAAGGAGGGCGACAUCAUCACCCUGACCAACAAGAUCGACGAGAACUGGUACGAGGGGAUGCUGCACGGCAACUCGGGCUUCUUCCCGAUGAACUACGUGGACAUCUUGGUGCCCCUGCCGCACUAGAGCGCCACCUGCCGCUCGUGACGCAAAUGCAGUAAAACGGCCGCUUAAGAAAUCAGCAAAUAAAACAUCUAUCCCCCCCAAACCUCCUGAAACAAACGUGCAUUCCCGAUUGAGCCCAACCUAAGCAGCCCGAUCUGCUGCUUGCAACAAUAAAGCAAUGAGCAGCCGGUGCAUAGUUUCAACUCUGCCUCCGCGUGCUAGUUCCAACCCAGACCGCCCCUGAUGUCAUCAUUCCCACUCCACCAUCCCACUUGAUGUCCGUCGCUGUACUUUGUGAACGUCCGUUGUGGUAGAUUAAACACAUGAUGUUUGUUAGCGAUCAAACGUUAGAGCCCAAGAAAGUGUUCGUAAACCUAUUUGACGUUCUUCGUCGUUUUAUUUAUUUAUUUAUUUAUUUAUCGGCACGCUGGGGAAAUGAUAACGUUGGGUUUGCGAUCCCUUUCUUUGGAGUUUUUACGUUUGUAACUAUUCAGAAUUUGGGUUUGCAGUCACCUCAGCAUAUUGUGUGAAGUGGGGGUUCAGAUACCAAAUUAGCAAAA
This is a messenger RNA of Hippocampus zosterae (dwarf seahorse), 1786 nucleotides long. It is a transcript of the gene sh3gl2a, whose product is annotated as SH3 domain containing GRB2 like 2a, endophilin A1. Gene Ontology annotation, cellular component: cytoplasm; glutamatergic synapse; presynapse. The record is from RefSeq and is a predicted model, not a curated record. Gene Ontology annotation, biological process: synaptic vesicle uncoating. NCBI's taxonomy places the organism in Eukaryota, Metazoa, Chordata, Actinopteri, Syngnathiformes, Syngnathidae. The transcript has 13 exons. Gene Ontology annotation, molecular function: protein binding. Bases 153 to 1247 code for a protein of 364 amino acids.